This is a messenger RNA of Dichomitus squalens LYAD-421 SS1, 1415 nucleotides long. RefSeq lists its product as uncharacterized. The record is from RefSeq and is a predicted model, not a curated record. Lineage: Eukaryota; Fungi; Basidiomycota; Agaricomycetes; Polyporales; Polyporaceae. Bases 360 to 1394 code for a protein of 344 amino acids. The transcript is spliced from 13 exons.
CGGACUGGUAGGACACGAGGCCGUCUCUGUGCGGAUCUGAGCGCGCCGGCCGUCACGACCGCUCGGCUCCCUCCUUGCUUGGACACCAGUCCUAUAUAAAUUCGCUCUCAUAUUGCGAUCUACGGCUACCUUCGAAGGGAUCCUGUUACCGUGUUCGCCUCAUAGCUUCCGGAGUAUUGUGUAGUGAUGACCAUAUCAGAUCAAGGAAGUUGGAAGCCAAGGCUUUUGUAAAGUUGACGCUUCGGAGUGACGUUGGCUCCUCAGCUGCUAUCAUGAGACAAACUCUAUCUAAGCUCUGACGGGAGCCAUAAGUAGCCGACUCUUCAGUCCGUCCGCGAGCGGGCUCUUCCUUGCUAACCAUGUCCGAUGGGUCGUACCAGCCGCCUGUCCCCAAAUCAACCGUCCUAGAGAUUGGUCCCAUCCUAAUAGGCGCACUUCUCUCUUGGAUGUUUUUCGGCAUAUCCAUUGUGCAGCUUUACAUAUAUCAUGUUUCGUUUCCCCACGACCGCAGGUCCAUCCAGGCCGCUGUGUACCUCAUUUUCCUCUUGGACAUCUUCCAGACAAUAGUCGCGGCCUCGGAAGGAUGGCAAUUUCUGGUCAACGGCUGGGGUCGUCAGAUCAACCUUCAGUUUCCCGGCUGGACGUUCACAGCCCUUCCCAUCGUGUCGAGUCUAGUGUCACUUGGGGUACAGACCUUCUACGCUUGGAGAAUUUGGCAACUUGGGCGCUGGAGGUUCAUCCCAAUAAGCAUUAUACUUACUGCUUUGGCUUCCGCCGGUGGAGCAUUCGCCAUAGCUAUCACAUUCGCGUUCACCCACACUAUCGCGAGUCUGCAUGAGAAGCGGGUGUUCGAACCCACUAUAGUAUGGCUCGGCGGGGCUGCGUUGACGGACAUUAUGAUUAUGUGCUCCAUGCUCUACUUGCUUUACUCAGCGAAACAACACACACACUCCUUCGAGCGUAGCGGGCUCAUCGUCAAUCGGCUCAUCCGGCUCACGGUAGAGACCGGCUCCGCCUGUGCGGUUUCUGCCAUCGUUCAACUAGGCUUAUUCCUGGGCUUGAAGCAAACAAACCUCCAUCUCAUAGUCGCGCUGGUCCUGAGCAAAAUCUACUCAAACACGCUCAUGACGUCGCUCAACUCACGGGCGACCAAGCUCUUUACCCCGCGAGCGACCGCUACGAGCUCGAGCUACCGAUCGAGACAUGCCCAGUCGACGUCGCAUCAGUUUGCCAGCACCACCGGCACGGGUCCUCUCGCCAUUCAGAUCACUCACGAAGUGGAGUCUGACAGGGACGUGGCGGACCACAAAGCGCGGCAGAAUUGGGAGAUCGAGUUGGAUGACGUUCCCUCGUCCCAGGAGACAGGGUCGAAAGAUCCGAUAAGAUCUGUGUAAAGCACUAACAUUGUAUCAUUC